CUUCGCCAGGCAACAAGCCAGCACUGUGGUCAUUACGGAGCAGACGCCGAUCCCCCGACGACAGCUCACUUCACCAUGCGUGAUCAGUAUGACUCGUUGGAAUCGCCCAAGGCCGGCGUCAUGGCAGCAGAAAAGUACGACAAGCUUGUGGGCGAAGUGACCAAGGCGCUCGGCCAACUCAACACGACCGUCCGCGCUGUGGACCAAAAAGUGUCACUGUUUGGAACAAGCCUCGAUUCCCAAAGCAGCCACGAAAAGCUUCGUGAGCUGCUAGAAAAGGGUGACAAAUUGAUUUCAAAGAUUGAAAAGCGACUCAAAAUGCUUGGUGAUGACAUGAAGGGUCAGAGCGGCCCGGUCGUCCGGACUCGGUCGACCGCCAUCAAGAAGCUCACAGCGGAUUUUAAGACACAAUCGGACCUUUUCAAACAGUCCAGCCAGAGCGCCAAGUCAGCCAACGUGACUCUUCCGUCGGUGGCAAAGCCAUCAGGCAUCAACCAGCCCGCACGACCAGCACCUGGUGGGUUCACCAAUUUCCACGAAGACCAAUUGCUGGCCCAGGCUCAAGUCACGACGUACGACGAAGAUGACUUGAUGCGACGGGAAGAGGACAUCAUUCACAUCAACCACCAACUGCGCGAGAUCAACGCCGCGUACAAGGAAGUGGAUGGUUUGAUCAACGACCAACACGAAGUUGUGGUGGAAAUCGCCGACAAUGUUGAAGUCGCCCGCAACGAAACGCACGGCGCCCUUCAGCACGUUCAAAAAGCCGACGCCCGGUCGAAGUAUUGCAACUGCAGCAAGCGAAAGCUCAUCUGUUAUGGGGGCCUUGCCUUCCUCUUCGUCCUCAUGGUGCUCGGUGUCAUCAUCGCGUUAAAGUAGUAAAUCGUGACAACGUUGCGCUGCCCACGACCUGGGCUCUCUGUGACCCCACGAAUGUAAUUAUUUUACUCCGCCAAGCGACUUCUCCGUGCAUCAACAACCGCAAGGGACACCUGCUGCUGCUGUAUUUUCUCGUGGGAUGGUGUAGAAACUUGGCAAGAACAAUUCGUCGCAUUUUCC
Molecule: messenger RNA, 1059 nt
Organism: Aphanomyces invadans
Lineage: Eukaryota; Oomycota; Saprolegniomycetes; Saprolegniales; Verrucalvaceae
Exons: 1
Coding region: 76-879 (267 amino acids)
Biological process (GO): vesicle-mediated transport; vesicle fusion; intracellular protein transport
Cellular component (GO): endomembrane system; membrane; SNARE complex
Molecular function (GO): SNARE binding; SNAP receptor activity
Source: RefSeq, a predicted model, not a curated record